Molecule: messenger RNA, 325 nt
Organism: Lottia gigantea (owl limpet)
Lineage: Eukaryota; Metazoa; Mollusca; Gastropoda; Lottiidae
Exons: 14
Source: RefSeq, a predicted model, not a curated record
CUAUAUUUUAGCUUGCCCUAUUGGUUGUGCUGAUAGCAAUGUUUUGAAUAUUUUAGCUUGCCCUAUUGGUUGUGCAGAUCGUCAAUGUUUUAGUACCGGAUGUAUAAAAUGCCAACCAGGUUAUUGUAGAGCUUAUCAUCAUCAUCAUCAUCAUCAUCAUAAUCAUCAUAAUCAUGUAGAGACAGCAAUUGUAGUUAUUAUGUAUUAUAUUUCAGCAUGUAAAGACAGCAACUGUAAGAGAUGUUCCAGUGCCAACAACUGCCAAGAAUGUAAAUAUAGAUAUGAAUUAGAAAACGGAGAAUGUAGACGUAAACUGUUUGGAUAG